AAGCGAGCCAGGCCUAGGGCCGCGGCGGCGAUGCAGCGACGGCGGCGCCCUCCGCCGCCAGCUUCUCAGCUGCCCGAGGGCUGCGGGGGAGGCGGCGGCGGCCGCAGCGGGAGCGAGGAGGUGGAAGUGCAGUUCUCCGCCGGGCGUUUGGCCUCGGCCGCGGCGGUUUCGGCGGCGGCGGCGGCGGCCGCGCGCAGCACGGAGGAGGAGGAGGAGCGGCUGGAGCGCGAGCACUUCUGGAAGAUCAUUAAUGCCUUCCGCUACUACGGCACCAGUAUGCAUGAGCGAGUGAACCGAACAGAAAGACAAUUUCGAUCACUUCCAGAUAAUCAACAGAAACUACUUCCUCAGUUUCUUCUUCACUUGGACAAGAUUCGGAAAUGCAUUGAUCAUAAUCAAGACAUACUACUGACCAUUGUGAAUGAUUGCAUACAUAUGUUUGAAAAUAAAGAAUAUGGAGAAGAUGGGAAUGGAAAGAUUAUGCCAGCAUCUACAUUUGACAUGGAUAAAUUAAAAUCUACACUGAAACAGUUUGUGAGAGACUGGAGUGAAACUGGGAAAGCAGAGAGGGAAGCCUGCUACCAACCAAUCAUUAAAGAAAUUUUAAAAAAUUUUCCGAAAGAAAGAUGGGAUCCUUCUAAAGUAAAUAUUCUGGUACCUGGUGCUGGACUAGGAAGACUGGCCUGGGAAGUAGCUAUGCUAGGUUAUGCUUGUCAAGGAAAUGAAUGGAGUUUUUUUAUGCUCUUUUCUUCCAACUUUGUACUCAACAGAUGUUCUGAAGUUAAUAAGUAUAAGCUUUAUCCCUGGAUCCAUCAGUUUAGCAAUAACCGAAGGUCAGCUGAUCAGAUUCGACCCAUCUUUUUCCCUGAUGUUGAUCCCCACAGUCUUCCUCCUGGUUCUAAUUUUUCUAUGACAGCAGGAGAUUUUCAGGAGAUCUACUCAGAAUGCAAUACCUGGGACUGUAUUGCUACCUGUUUCUUCAUAGACACAGCUCACAAUGUCAUUGAUUAUAUUGACACAAUAUGGAAAAUACUCAAGCCAGGUGGAAUUUGGAUAAAUCUAGGUCCCCUACUGUACCACUUUGAAAAUUUGGCAAAUGAACUUUCCAUAGAAUUGAGCUAUGAAGAUAUAAAAAACGUCGUUCUGCAGUAUGGAUUCCAGGUGGAGGUGGAAAAAGAAUCUGUCUUGUCAACAUAUACUGUGAAUGAUCUCUCCAUGAUGAAAUACUACUAUGAAUGUGUCUUGUUUGUGGUCCGUAAACCACAGUAACGUUUUCAAGUGGUAUCAGCAGGAAAAGAGUUUGAUAAGAGCAAAUCCUGAAAUAAACAACUCAAAAUCAACUAUCCCAAUGACAGGACACAACCUCAAA
Molecule: messenger RNA, 1369 nt
Organism: Enhydra lutris kenyoni (northern sea otter)
Lineage: Eukaryota; Metazoa; Chordata; Mammalia; Carnivora; Mustelidae
Gene: CARNMT1
Product: carnosine N-methyltransferase 1
Exons: 8
Coding region: 31-1269 (412 amino acids)
Molecular function (GO): S-adenosylmethionine-dependent methyltransferase activity
Source: RefSeq, a predicted model, not a curated record